This is a messenger RNA of Falco peregrinus (peregrine falcon), 3126 nucleotides long. It is a transcript of the gene DCUN1D3, whose product is annotated as defective in cullin neddylation 1 domain containing 3. Gene Ontology annotation, cellular component: ubiquitin ligase complex. The record is from RefSeq and is a predicted model, not a curated record. The transcript has 4 exons. Bases 748 to 1662 code for a protein of 304 amino acids. Gene Ontology annotation, molecular function: ubiquitin conjugating enzyme binding; ubiquitin-like protein binding; cullin family protein binding. NCBI's taxonomy places the organism in Eukaryota, Metazoa, Chordata, Aves, Falconiformes, Falconidae. Gene Ontology annotation, biological process: protein neddylation; positive regulation of ubiquitin-protein transferase activity.
CGGCGCGGGGCUCGGCCCGGUCCGGGCUGCGGCGCUCGGCCGGCAGGCUGGGCGGUGGCGGGGGCCGCCGCUCUGCCCCUCAGCCCCGCCAGGGCCGGCUGGGCGCCGGGGACCCCGCGCCGCCGCCGCUGCCCCCUCACGGCGAAGCCCCCCUCGGGAGCCGCAGACCCGGCCGGCCGCCGGGGCUGGCAGCCGCUGGGACGGUGCCGGCGUGCCCGGCCGGGAGCCGGAGCCUGCCCCGGUGCCGCCGGUCCGGUGCCGGGCGCUGCUGCGGGCGCUGUGCCCGGUGCCGCUCCGCGCAGGCCGGCGGGGCGGUGGGGCGGGCAGCGCGGCCGAGCCUGCCCCGAGCCCCGCUGCUGCCGCCGCCGCCCGGUUUAUAUUUUUUAUUUUGCCGUGUGCCGCCUGGGGGUCCCAGCGCGUCCCCUGACACCGCCGGGCUGCGGGCGGCCCCGCGCUGGAGAACCGGCCGCUUUGUCCGGCGCCGCGCUGUGCCCGGGGGCCGGGCGGUGGGUGCUGGCCGGGGGCCGGGCGCAGGCGGAGACAGGAGCUGUAGAGCCGCUUACUCCCAGUGUUCCAUGUGGAACCCAGGGAACCUGAAGGAGGCUGUGAAGCUAGUGGAAUGAUUCCCUGUGUAGCUGAAACUAUGUUAGUUGACUGCCGCUAGUGGCAUGGUGAGAUGUGUUGAAGAGCAGCUGCGAGGGUGUCUGACGGCGAGGGAACUGCUCUAGAAGCUGGGCUUGCAACAUCAUGGGCCAGUGUGUCACGAAGUGCAAGAAUCCUUCUUCUACCCUUGGCAGCAAAAAUGGGGAAAGGGAAUCCGGCAGCAAGUCACAUAGUAAGAGAAGCGCAGUUCACAAAGAUGACCAUGGUUCCGCUUGCGGGAAGUCUUCAGGAGAUAUACUCGUGAAUGGGACAAAGAAAACGGACACUGCUGUAGAGUCUAGUCAGCCUCCAACGUUUUCUGGAGACACAAAGAAAGACUCUGUUUCCAGUGCAGAAGAAUCUUCGCUCCAAAGGAUUGGGGAGUUAUUUAGGAGGUAUAAGGAUGAACGGGAAGAUGCCAUACUGGAAGAAGGAAUGGAACGAUUUUGCAAUGACCUCUGUGUUGAUCCCACUGAAUUUAAAGUGCUAGUUUUGGCUUGGAAAUUCCAGGCUGCUACCAUGUGCAAAUUUACAAGGAAGGAGUUUUUCGAAGGCUGCAAAGCAAUAAAUGCAGACAGCAUUGAUGGCAUUUGUGCAAGGUUCCCCAGCCUCUUAAACGAAGCCAAGCAGGAAGAUAAAUUCAAGGAUCUCUAUCGUUUCACCUUCCAGUUUGGCCUAGACUCUGAAGAAGGACAGAGGUCGCUACAUCGGGAAAUAGCCAUUGCCCUAUGGAAAUUAGUCUUCACCCAAAACAAGCCCCCCAUUUUGGACCAGUGGUUGCACUUCCUAAUUGAGAACCCCUCAGGAAUCAAGGGAAUCUCCCGGGACACGUGGAACAUGUUUCUAAAUUUUACUCAGGUGAUUGGACCAGACCUUAGCAACUACAGCGAGGACGAGGCCUGGCCGAGUCUCUUCGAUACCUUUGUGGAGUGGGAAAUGGAGCGAAGGAAAAAGGAGGAGGAAACCAAAUGUAUUUCGUCUUCGGACACAGAGGGCCUGUGUGCAGAGGAACAGACUUAGCGGCGGCAAAGCGGCAGUGACGAAAGUGACCUGUUGCCCUUCAUGAAAUGUAAACUCUGGAUGUUUCUGGAAAUUACCGAGGCUCCAGAUUUUUCUACUUUACACCUUUUUCUGCCUUGUCUUUGAAAGGGCUCUAAAAUGCUGUAUCAUGUUUUAGGCACUUUCUUAAUUUUGGUUAUUCCUUUUACUCUUGCCCUGAAAUAUUUGACCCUGGCUACAAGUUAAGCGUUUUAUGGGGUUUUUUUUUAAGACUUCAGAUUAGUAUAAGUAAGUCUGAUAUUUCUUGCACAAUGUAGACCUUUUUAGUUAGGUUAAAUUAACAUUGCUAAAUUAUACAGUGCCAGAUUAAGUUUUUUCAUACUACAUCUGUCAGGGCAGGUCUGUACUGUGUGUAGUGCUGUUUACAUUGUUGAAAUUUUAGGCUGUAAUAAUUUUAAGGUUUUAUACCAAGAUGAACAGCAGUGUUAACUGUAAAUGCAUUAAUCCCCUGGAAAUAAGGCUCUAAAAACCAACAUAAGCGACAGCUUUUUUGUAAUACGGCUAAUUCCCAUUUUAAGCUAACUCUUAGCGAAUGAGUCCAGAUCAUUCCUUUUUUUUGGAGUUUCAAACUUAAUGUUGGGAUUGUUUUAUAAAAUUACUGUACCUGUCAGUCAACUGAGUGGUAGAUGGCGAUUUGUAUCUAAAUCUCUUACACAUCAUGUAAUAAAAGAGCAGUACUACCUCAGUUUUAUUGAAAGUGGACUUCUUGAUGGACUUCCAUUUUCUCUGGAAGUUGUAUUUUUGUGGUUACAUGAGAAUAUUUUUACUUGACUAAAAGAACCAAAGGUUCUGCUUCUUUAGUUUGCUAAACAUUGACAGAAGCAACACACAAACCCUAAGUCUUCAAGGAAAACUGUGGUAUAAUUCUGCUUUGUUUGAUUUAUACCUGAAGUAUUAUCUUACUUGUCUGGCAAGCACAGUACUUCUAUGUAAGGAACUAUCUUUUGCAUUAAUAUUGACGAACCAGUUUUUUAAAACCUAUGUUUAAUUGCUGAAUUGCAGUUAAUACUCCACACUUGCUGGAGUGACAAUAUCUGCAUCUGAUGACAAAAUGAAUUCUUAAUGUGUUCUUAAUGACAACAGUGUAGAUGAGUCAUUUUUAGACUGAUUUGAUAAUAUUUGGAUAGGAGUCAAUUUAUUAUUUUACAAUGCCUGUAUUGGGACUAUUUGCCUGUUGAAACUGUUGUGACUUAAAGGGAGUUUUAUUAACACUGGUUGAAACUUUUGGUUAUUGAUGCUACCUUUUUUAAUUUUAGUAUGUCAACUUUUUUACACCUUUUGGUAAAAGGGAUGAUUGCCAAGGCUUUCUAUAGAGCUAAGUACUGGCUUAAUGAAUUUGAUACAUUUCCAUUGCACACCUUUUAUUUUCAGAGCUGCAUUUCAGGAUCGUAAAACGGCUUCAAUUUAAAAACCAACCAAACCAAA